Molecule: messenger RNA, 2002 nt
Organism: Hypanus sabinus (Atlantic stingray)
Lineage: Eukaryota; Metazoa; Chordata; Chondrichthyes; Myliobatiformes; Dasyatidae
Product: phosphoenolpyruvate carboxykinase, cytosolic [GTP]-like
Exons: 9
Coding region: 12-1982 (656 amino acids)
Biological process (GO): cellular response to dexamethasone stimulus; propionate catabolic process; response to starvation
Cellular component (GO): mitochondrion; cytosol
Molecular function (GO): manganese ion binding; GTP binding; phosphoenolpyruvate carboxykinase (GTP) activity
Source: RefSeq, a predicted model, not a curated record
UUCUGUAGAUCAUGGCAGUUUUGGAAGCUUUCAAAAGAUGGUGGUACAGAAACUGUUCAUGCAACGUUGAGGAGGAUGAAGAAAUUCUUGAUGAUCUGUUCCUUUGUGAAGAGUUGCCCCUGCAGCUCCAAUCUCAGCCCUUACCUGCCCUGAGUGUGGUUCAAGGUGAUCUGAACCACCUGACUCCAGCAGUGAGACACUUUGUGGAAGAAAGUGCGAAGCUGUGUGAGCCAGCCAGCAUUCACAUCUGUGACGGCAGCGAGGAAGAGAACAGGCAGCUGCUGUCCCUGAUGGAGGAGCAGGGAAUGAUCAAACGCCUACACAAGUACCAGAACUGCUGGCUGGCUCGCACAGAUCCCAAGGACGUUGCUCGUGUGGAGAGUAAAACUGUGAUUGUGACCCCCGAGCAGAGGGAAGCGAUUCCCAUAGCAAAGAACGGAGUGAGCCAGCUCGGGCGAUGGCUGUCAGAGAAGGAGUUUGAAAAGGCCUUCAAUGCACGAUUCCCAGAGUGUAUGAAAGGGCGUACAAUGUACCUGAUCCCAUUCAGCAUGGGACCUGUGGGGUCACCUCUGUCCAAGAUCGGUGUUCAGCUCACAGACUCGCCCUACGUUGUGGUCAGCAUGAGGAUUAUGACCCGUAUGGGAUCGGCUGUGCUGGAGUCCCUGCGCAGUGGCCAGUUUGUGAAGUGUCUCCAUUCAGUGGGCUGUCCCCUACCACUGAAGAAGCCGCUGGUCAAUAACUGGCCCUGUAAUCCUGAGCUGACCCUGGUUGCCCACAUACCUCAGCGCAAGGAAAUCAUCUCAUUUGGAAGUGGCUACGGUGGGAACUCCCUACUGGGGAAGAAGUGUUUUGCUCUGCGCAUCGCCUCGAGGAUUGCCAGGGAUGAGGGCUGGCUGGCUGAGCAUAUGCUGAUUUUGGGAGUAACCAACCCCAAAGGCCAGAAAAAGUACAUAGUUGCAGCUUUCCCCAGUGCUUGUGGCAAGACAAACAUGGCCAUGAUGAACCCAACAUUGCCCGGCUGGAAAGUGGAGUGUGUGGGAGAUGACAUUGCCUGGAUGAAAUUUGAUCAGCAAGGAAUCCUAAGGGCAAUCAACCCAGAAAAUGGCUUCUUUGGUGUCGCUCCUGGGACCUCAAUGAACACAAACCCAAACGCUAUGGAAACCAUUCGGAAGAACACCAUCUUCACCAAUGUGGCAGAGACCAGUGAUGGCGGUGUUUACUGGGAAGGCAUCAAUGAAACUCUGCCCCCCAAUGUCACCGUGACAUCGUGGAAGAACAAAAGGUGGACUGAGCAAGAUGGAGAACCUUGUUCACACCCCAACUCCAGAUUCUGUGCUCCCGCCAGGCAGUGUCCGAUCAUAGAUCCCAACUGGGAGUCUCCUGAAGGCGUUCCUAUUGAAGCAAUUCUCUUUGGAGGGCGAAGGCCAAAUGGGGUCCCUCUGGUGUACGAAGCGUUCAACUGGCAGCACGGAGUGUUCAUCGGGGCGGUCAUGAGAUCAGAGGCUACAGCUGCAGCUGAACACAAAGGUAAAGUCAUCAUGCACGAUCCGUUUGCCAUGAGGCCUUUCUUCGGGUACAACUUUGGCAAGUACCUGUCCCACUGGCUCAGCAUGGAGCACAGGCCCUACUCAAGGCUUCCCAAGAUCUUCCACGUCAACUGGUUCCGCAAGGACAAGCACAACAACUACCUGUGGCCGGGCUUCGGUGAGAACUCGCGAGUCCUGGAGUGGGUGUUCCGGAGGAUCGAGGGGGAGGACUGCGCUAAGUUCUCUCCAUUGGGCUUCAUUCCCAAGGAUGGAGCUCUGAACCUUGACGGCCUGGCUAACGUGAACAUGGAUGAGCUGUUCCGUAUCGACAGGGAGUUCUGGGAAGAGGAAAUAAAAGAGAUCAGAAAAUAUUUUGAUGAACAGGUCAACAAUGACCUUCCUAGCAAAAUAGCCAAUCAGCUGCUGCAGUUGGAACUGAGAAUAAAUCGCUUGUAACAAAGGCCAAUUGAUAAGAA